AAAACAGUAUGGCUAUUUGGAUGAAAAAAGGGCAAUCACUCCAAUAGACGAAGCCUGUGAGGAAAGCUGCUCUGGUGACUUUGAAACUGAAGAGAGGCUUGGCGUGAAAGUUGUUGACAACAGCUUCUUCAUAAGAGGAAAGAGUCGUACAAGGAAGGCAAAGCGACAGCGGAAAAAAAUCCCAAUUGGAAAAGGUGAUCAGGGAGAAGGGGUCAAGGCAGUGCGGCGUUCCGAGCGCUUAUGCUCCAAGCACAAAACCAAACACGUUGAGGCAGAGGGUCAGGAUGGUCGGACUUCGCUGCAGUUCCUUUUGAAUCAUAAGAGCUCCAAACACAAGCCUAAGCCAAUGCAGGCAGAUCCACAGCAAGAGCUAGUAACAGAGGGGUCCCCUUUGCGUAAGCACUCAAAACGCAAGCGUGGGCACCCGGAAGCAAAGGCAGAAACACAAGACGUGACAAUGCUAGAAUCUCCUUUGCAACAUAAGAGAUCCAAACGGAAACAAAAGCGUGCGGAGGCGGACAAACAGCAUGAGCUCGUAACAGGGACUUCCAUUUUGCAUAAGCGCUCAGAACCCAAGAAUGGGCACCUGGAGGCCGAGGCAGAAACACAGGAAGAUGUGACAACGGUAAAAUCUCCUUUGUUACAUAAGAGCUCCAAACGCAAGAACAAGCGUGCGGAGACGGACAAACAGCAGGAGCCUGUAACAGUGGAUUCCGCUUUGCAUAAGCGUUCAGAAGACAAGAAUGGGCACCUGGAGGCCGAGGCAGAAACACGAGAUGCGACAAUGCAAGAAUCUCCUUUGCAACGUAAGACCUCCAAACACAAGCGUAAGCCAAUGAAGACAGAUCCACAGGAAGAGCUUGUACCAGAAGGCUCAGGUUUGCCUGAGCACAAAAAACACGAGCAUGGACACCCGGAGGCAGAGGCAGAAACACAAGAUGUGACAACGCUACAAUCUCCUUUGCAACGUAAGAGCUCCAAACGCAAGAACAAGCGUGCAGAGGCUGACAAACAGGAAGAGCUUGCAACAGAGGGGGCCGUUUUGCCUGAGCACCAAAAACACGAGCGUGGGCGCCCGGAGGCAGAGGCAGAAACACAGGAAGUUGGGACAGCGCUAGAAUCUGCUCUGCAACAUAAACGUUCCAAACGCAAGAAUAAGGCAGUGAAGGCAAAUCCACAGGAAGAGCUUGUAACAGAGGGGGCCAUUUUGCCUAAGCGCAAGCAACACGAGCAUGAGCACUUGGAUGCCAUGCUAGAACCUGUUUUGCAUAAUAAGAGCUCGAAACGUAAGAAGAAGCGUGUGGAGCACAAGCUUGUAACAGAGGGGUCCGUUCUGUGUAAGCGCUCAGAACACAAGAAUGGGCACCUGGAGGCAGAGGCAGAAACACAGGAUGUGACAACGCAAGAAUCUCCUCUGCAACAUCAGAGCUCCAAACGCAAGCCUAAGCCAGUGCAAGCAGAUCGACAGCAAGAGCUAGUAACAGAGGGGUCAGAUUUGCCUGAUCACUCAAAAGGCAAGCGUGGGCACCUGGAGGUAGAAACACAAGAUUUGACAACGCGACAAUCUCCUUUGCAGCAUAAGAGCUCGAAACGCAGGAACAAGCGUGCAGAGGCUGACAAACAGCACAAGCUUGCAACAGAAGAGUCUGUUUUGCGCAAGCAUAAAAAAAGCAAGAACGGGCACCUGGAAGCAGAGGCAGAAACACAGGAAGGUGUGAUAACGCUAGAUUCUCCUUUGCAUAAUAAUCGCUCCAAACACAAGCGUAAGCCAACGAAGGCAGAUCCGCAGGAAGAGCUUGUAACGGAGGAAGCCAUUUUGCCUGAGCGCAAAAAACACAAGAAUGGUGACCUGGGGGCAACGCGAGAAUCUCCUUUGCAACACAAGAGCUCGAAACGCAAGCAAAAGCGUGCGGAGGCUGACCAACGGGUAGAGCUUGAAACAGAGGGGGCUGUUGUGCAUGAACACCCAAAACGCAAGAAUGGGCACCCAGAGACAGAAACGCAGGAAGAUGUGACAACGCUAAAAUCUGCUUUGCAUGAUGAGAGCUCCGAACGCAAGAACGAGCGUGCGGAGUCAGCCAAACAGCACAAGCUUGCAACGAAGGAGUCCGGUUUGGGCAAGCGCAAAAAACUCACGAAUGGGCACCCGGAGGCAAAGGCACAGCAAAAGCUCGCAGUGGAACAGGAAACUCUGGGAAUUCCUCUUCUUGAUCCACCAAGUGACCAAAAUAAUCGCAUGGAGGCAGUUGACCCUGAACCGCAAGUAACGGUGAACCCGCCUGCGGGCAAACCCAAGCGUAAAAACCUAGGGGCAGAUGGACAGGGAGACCUUACGGAGGAGCAAGACAACAUGGUGUUACUGAGCUACGCUUCCCUCUCGCCAACAAGACCUAAAAAGAGGCCUGCAGCGGCCGAUGAACAGGGCGAGUUGGUGACAGAGGUCACUCCUGUUAACAAGGAAUCCAAACCCAGGCCAAGGCAAGUGGAGAAGCCAACAAUACAAGGCAUCGCUUUGUGUAACCUGUCAAGUGACAAGGAUGGGUCAUUGGCAACAGGCGUUCCGGUCAAACAGGCGAAAGCCAGCCGCAUGAUGGAACCCAAUGGGGGGCUCGCCCCUUCGGCCAGAAGGAAAUGCGAAUCAAAGCUUGAGCGGGUGCUUCGUGACGGUGACUCUUUAGGCAGUGGCACCCCCCGGCACCAAGAUGGCAAAGUGGAAGAAAAUGGCGAGGAGGACGUAGUCGGUCGGUCAGCCAGCAUGACGCCAAAAAAGAACAAGACAAAGAAAAGGAAACUUUACCUUGGGAUCAGUUGUUUCACUGGCCCCCGGGAUCAAGCCAUUGGACCCUAGAGGUUCAGCAAUGUGUGUUAGCAUCUCUUGUAACCUGAUAACCCAGUGACGAUUUCAAUAAAAGUUUAUCAUUUUUGCACAGAAA
Messenger RNA from Callorhinchus milii (elephant shark), 2933 nucleotides. RefSeq names its product glycophorin-binding protein. The coding region runs from base 347 to 2848 and encodes 833 amino acids. NCBI's taxonomy places the organism in Eukaryota, Metazoa, Chordata, Chondrichthyes, Chimaeriformes, Callorhinchidae. The record is from RefSeq and is a predicted model, not a curated record. The transcript has 3 exons.